Molecule: messenger RNA, 1950 nt
Organism: Durio zibethinus
Lineage: Eukaryota; Viridiplantae; Streptophyta; Magnoliopsida; Malvales; Malvaceae
Product: shaggy-related protein kinase alpha
Biological process (GO): signal transduction; peptidyl-threonine phosphorylation; cell differentiation
Cellular component (GO): nucleus; cytoplasm
Molecular function (GO): protein serine/threonine kinase activity; ATP binding
Source: RefSeq, a predicted model, not a curated record
CACAAUUAUUUAUUCCUUUCUUUAUCACAAAUCACAACAACACAACAAAACAAAGCCUGUUUCCCCUCUCGUCGUUGACUGUCCAAGUACUUAAUUAAAAAAGAAAAAAAAAGAAAACCAAAAUGGAAAGCUGAAAUAAUAUGACCAACCAACAUUUUUAACCCCUUUCUCUUCCCCUUUCUGUUCCCUCCUCGUUCACGCUAUCCCGCUCAAUCCUCUGCGUCGCCUCCACCAUCUUCUCAAUUUCCUGUUUCAAUCGAUAGAUAAAUGAUUGGCUUUUGAGGUGGAAUAUUAACUGGAUUAGGACACUUUUUUGUCCUACAGAUGGCUUCCGUGGGCAUGGUGCCUACGUCUGGUUUAAGAGAAUCUAGUGCUGCUGGUGUUGACAAGUUACCUGAAGAGAUGAAUGACAUGAAAAUUAGAGAUGACAAAGAAAUGGAAGAUACGGUUGUGGAUGGUAAUGGAACAGAGACAGGGCAUAUAAUUGUGACAACUAUUGGUGGUAGAAAUGGUCAGCCAAAACAGACAAUAAGUUACAUGGCUGAACGAGUGGUUGGAAAUGGAUCAUUUGGAGUUGUCUUCCAGGCAAAGUGCUUAGAAACUGGUGAAACUGUUGCUAUAAAGAAGGUUCUUCAAGAUAAGAGGUACAAGAACCGUGAGCUGCAAACAAUGCGUCUUCUUGACCACCCAAAUGUUGUAGCUUUGAAGCAUUGCUUUUUUUCAACAACUGAAAAGGAUGAACUUUAUCUUAAUUUGGUACUCGAGUAUGUACCUGAAACUGUUCAUCGCGUGAUCAAGCACUAUAACAAGUUGAACCAAAGGAUGCCACUGAUAUAUGUGAAACUUUAUACAUACCAGAUAUUUAGGGCCUUGUCUUACAUCCAUCGCUGCAUUGGUGUGUGUCAUAGGGACAUUAAACCGCAAAACCUUUUGGUAAAUCCACAUACUCAUCAGGUUAAACUAUGUGAUUUUGGAAGUGCAAAAGUCUUGGUGAAAGGGGAACCAAACAUAUCCUACAUUUGCUCGAGGUAUUAUAGAGCACCUGAGCUAAUAUUUGGAGCAACUGAAUACACUACAGCCAUUGACAUCUGGUCUGCUGGCUGUGUCCUUGCUGAGCUGUUACUUGGACAGCCUCUAUUUCCUGGUGAGAGUGGAGUUGACCAGCUUGUUGAGAUUAUUAAGGUCUUGGGCACUCCAACACGAGAGGAAAUUAAGUGCAUGAACCCUCACUAUACAGAGUUCAAAUUCCCUCAGAUUAAGGCUCAUCCAUGGCAUAAGAUAUUCCAUAGGCGUAUGCCUCCUGAAGCUGUUGAUUUGGUGUCAAGGUUACUCCAAUACUCUCCUAAUCUCCGUUGCAGUGCUUUGGAUGCCUUGAUCCAUCCUUUCUUUGACGAGUUGCGUGAUCCAAAUGCACGCCUGCCUAAUGGCCGCAUCCUUCCGCCAUUGUUUAACUUUAAAUCUCAUGAACUAAAGGGUGUUCCAGUAGAGAUAUUGGUGAAAUUGAUUCCGGAGCAUGCAAGAAAGCAAUGUCCUUUUCUUGGAUUGUAAUUUGAUGCAAAAGGCAACCAACAAGCAAAAGUGUACUAUCUUAUGGUUUCCUUAUUUAUGCAAUAUAUUCUUGUUGUAUGCCUGUGUUGUGUUACUAUGUCAUGUAAAAGCAGAUGUAGACAUAAUCCUCCCAACUGUCCAAACAUCAAAACCUAUUUCUAUAUAUGGCAACAGAUUGUAACAUCCAUAGUGGAUGGAAACCAAUAUUUACUUUGAUAGUGUUGUCUGUAAUCCGAGAGAAGGAAAGGUGAGUAUUUAUUUCAAUGUAUAUCUGUUCUGUUCUGCUCAAGGCAGCUAUUUAAGCAGGUUUCAUAAACGAUGCUCUGCUGCCCUGUUAUAUCCAUUAAAGGAUUUGAAAGUAGGUUCUGGACUCUCAUAACCCUACUGCCUUUUGAAUGAUCA